Messenger RNA from Somion occarium, 1300 nucleotides. Lineage: Eukaryota; Fungi; Basidiomycota; Agaricomycetes; Polyporales; Cerrenaceae. The record is from the annotation of a GenBank genome assembly.
CUGGCGUCGGAAAGGAAUUGCAAACUUCCGAAUUUUCACUCGAGCACAUAGCUGAUCAAAGUUCUAAGAAAUGUGUGAUCUCCACAUUGAUCGCACGCUCGCGGGGGCUCGGUAUCACGAGGUCGAGAGUGAACGGGAUCUCUGUAUCUUUGAUCUCUUCGCCAAGUCAUACGCUAUGCCAGUCAAUCACGCACUUGAAUACUUUUCUCUAGGUCCAUUUGAACUCCCGCGCAUCUGGACGGGUUUGUGGCAGCUGUCCAGCAACGCAUGGGGGAGUGCACCUGCCUCGAAGGUUCGUUCGGAGAUGGCGCGGUAUGCUGAGCAGGGAUACACAGCUUUUGCUGAUCAUUACGGAAGUUCUGAAAUUCUCUUCGGCCAGUUUCGUGACAGCAUGCCAUCUCCAAGCUCCAUCUUCGGCGCGACGAAAUGGUGUGUUUUUAGGCCGCUGGAUCCAACCCCUGCGAAGGUCAGGGGUGCAAUUCAAGAACGGAUGAAUCGUAUGCAAACACGUCGGAUUGAUCUUUUGCAGUUCCAUUGGCAAGAUUACGAUGACAAACGUUACCUUGAUGCCCUAGAGAUCCUGAAACAGCUUCGCGACGAAGGUGCCAUUAGUACUAUUGGUCUAUGCAAUUUCGACGCCAUCAGAAUGGACGAAAUUUGCACGGAACUUGGACCCAAUGCAAUCGUUUCCAACCAAGUGCAGUUUUCUAUUAUUGAUACUCGACCCCUGCACGGCAUGAACCAUGUAUGUGAAAAGCAUGGUGUGAAACUUCUCACGUAUGGAACCCUGUGUGGCGGAUUCCUUGCGGAUCGCUGGCUCAACCAACAGGAACCCGACUUGUAUUCAAGUAACUUGACACCUUCCCAGCGAAAGUAUCUUGAUGUUAUCAAGAACGCCUGGGGCAGUUGGGCACUCUUUCAGUCGCUUUUGGCCGUUCUAAGGUCCAUCGGUGACCGUCACGGCGGACUCAGUAUCACAAACAUUGCCACACGAUGGGUUCUUGACCAUCCGUUCGUGGGCGCCGUGAUAGUUGGUGCUCGUUUAGGGUUGUCCGACCACGCGGAGGAUAAUCUGAAAGUUUUCGGAUUCAAGCUUACCGAGCAAGACCAUUCGGACAUUGAAGAUAUACUGAAAAGGUCCAACAGCUACAAGAUGAUCAUCACUGUCGGAGAUUGUGGCAUGGAGUAUCGUUGACAGUUUUUAGCGGACGCCGAUGGCCUAUACAUCAUCCACUGGAGUAUUCGAAGUUCUGUCAUGAUGGAAUGAUACCUCUUCUUUACUCCCCAUAACAGCACGCGU